UGUGAUACUAAUACUUUCAUGAAUUUUGAAAGGAAUUGUCAGAAUAAACUUAACAUAGCUCCAGAACCUUGUAAAACAAAUCCGAUGAAUAAUAUUGGAAGAGAUCAUUCAUGUGUAGACAAAGAACGACGUCCUGCCGGACCAAAUGCUCCAUGUAUUUCUAAUACUGCAAUGAAUUUUAAAGGGAAUUGUCAGAAUAUACAUAACAAAGCUACAGAUCCUUGUAAAACAAAUUCGAUGAAUAAUGCUGAAAAAGAUCGGUCGUGUAUAAGCAACAAAGGGCGUUCCACCCGAGCAAACUCUCCAUGUGAUGCUAAUACUUUCAUGAAUUUUGAAAGGAAUUGUCAGAAUAAACUUAACAUAGCUCCAGAACCUUGUAAAACAAAUCCGAUGAAUAAUAUUGGAAGAGAUCAUUCAUGUGUAGACAAAGAACGACGUCCUGCCGGACCAAAUGCUCCAUGUAUUUCUAAUACUGCAAUGAAUUUUAAAGGGAAUUGUCAGAAUAUACAUAACAAAGCUACAGAUCCUUGUAAAACAAAUUCGAUGAAUAAUGCUGAAAAAGAUCGGCCGUGUGUAAGCAACAAAGGGCGUUCCACCCGAGCAAACUCUCCAUGUGAUGCUAAUACUUUAAUGAAUCUUAAAGGGAAUUGUCAAAAUACAAAUAACACGGCUUCAGACCCUUGUAAAACAAAUUCGAUAAAUAGUACUGGAAGAGAUCAUUCAAUUGUACCCAAAGAACGAUGUCCUCCCCGACCAAAUUCUUCUUGUGAUGCUACUACUUCCAUGAAUUAUGAAAGGAAUUGUCAGAAUAGCUACAACACAGCUUCAGAACCUUGUAAAAGAAAUUCGAUAAAUAAUACUGGAAAUGAUCGUUCAUGUGUGAGCAAGGAAAAACGUUCUACCGGACCAAAUACUCCAUGUAAUACUAAUACUUAUAUGAAUUUUAAAAGGAAUUGUCAAAAUACACAUAGCACAGCGCCAGAACCUUGUAAAAGAAAUUCGAUGAAUAAUGCUGAAAAAGAUCGGCCGUGUGUAAGCAACAAAGGGCGUUCCACCCGAGCAAACUCUCCAUGUGAUGCUAAUACUUCAAUGAAUCUUAAAGGGAAUUGUCAAAAUACAAAUAACACGGCUUCAGACCCUUGUAAAACAAAUUCGAUAAAUAAUACUGGAAGAAAUCAUUCAAUUGUACCCAAAGAACGAUGUCCUCCCCGACCAAAUUCUUCUUGUGCUGCUAAUACUUCCAUGAAUUAUGAAAGGAAUUGUCAGAAUAGAUACAACACAGCUCCAGAACCUUGUAAAAGAAAUUCGAUGAAUAAUGCUGAAAAAGAUCGGUCGUGUGUAAGCAACAAAGGGCGUUCCACCCGAGCAAACUCUCCAUGUGAUGCUAAUACUUCAAUGAAUCUUAAAGGGAAUUGUCAAAAUACAAAUAACACGGCUUCAGACCCUUGUAAAACAAAUUCGAUUAAUAGUACUGGAAAAGACCAUUCAAUUGUACCCAAAGAACGAUGUCCUCCCCGACCAAAUUCUUCUUGUGGUGCUAAUAUUCCCAUGAAUUAUGAAAGGAAUUGUCAGAAUAGAUACAACACAGCUUCAGAACCUUGUAAAAGAAAUUCGAUAAAUAAUACUGGAAAUGAUCGUUCAUGUGUGAGCAAGGAAGAACGUUCUACCGGACCAAAUACUCCAUGUAAUACUAAUACUUAUGUGAAUUUUAAAAGGAAUUGUCAAAAUACACAUAACACAGCUCCAGAACCUUGUAAAAGAAAUCCGAUGAAUAAUGCUGAAAAAGAUCGGUCGUGUAUAAGCAACAAAGGAGGUCCCUUCCGAGCAAACUCUCCAUGUGAUGCUAAUACUUCCAUGAAUUUUAAAAGGAAUUGCCAGAGUAGACAUAACACAGCUCCAGAACCUUGUAAAAGAAAUUUGAUAAAUAAUACUGGACGAGAUCAAUUAUGUGUAGACAAAGAACGACGUCCUCCCCGACCAAAUGCUCCAUGCAUUGCUAAUAUUUCAAUGAAUUUUAAAGGGAAUUGUCAGAAUACACAUAACACAGCUUCAGAACCUUGUAAAACAAAUUCGAUGAAUAAUGCUGAAAAAGAUCGGUUGUGUGUAAGCAACAAAGGGCGUCCCACCCGAGCAAACUCUCCAUGUGAUGCUAAUACUUUCAUGAAUUUCGAAAGGAAUUGUCAGAAUAGACUUAACACAGCUCCAGAACCUUGUAAAAAAAAUUCGAUGAAUAAUACUGGAAGAGAACAUUCAAUUGUAGCCAAAGAACGAUGUCCUACCCGACCAAAUGCUCCAUGUAUUGCUAGUACUUCUAUGAAUUUUAAAGGGAAUUGUCAGAAUACACAUAACACAGCCUCAGAACUUUGUAAAACAAUUUCGAUGAAUAAUUCUGAAAAAGAUCGGUCGUGUGUAAGCAACGAGGGACGUCGCACUCGACCAAAUGCUCCAUGUAUUGCUAGGACUUCCACGAAUUUUAAAGAGAAUUGUGAGAAUACACAUAACACAGCUCCAGAACCUUGUAAAACAAAUCCGAUGAAUAAUGCUGAAAAAGAUCGGUCGUGUAUAAGCAACAAAGGAGGUCUGACCCGAUCAACCUCUCCAUGUGAUGCUAAUACUUCCAUGAAUUUUGAAAGGAAUUGCCAGAAUAGACAUAGCACAGCUCCAGAACCUUGUAAAAGAAAUUUGAUGAAUAAUGUUGAAAAGUAUCGAUCAUUUAUAGGCAACGAAGGACGUUUUUUCCGAGCAAACUCUCCACAUAAUGCUAAUACUUCCAUGAAUUAUAAAAAGAUUUGUCAGAAUAAACAUAACACUGUUCCAGAACCUUGUAAAGGAAAUUUGAUGAAUAAUGUUGUAAAAGACAAUUCAUGUGUAGGCAACGAAGGUCCUCCUUCCCGACCAAAUACUCCAUGUAAUGCUAAUACUUCCAUGAAUUAUAAAGGGAAUUAUCAGAAUAUAUAUAACACAGAUACAGAACCUUGUAAAAGAAAUCCGAUGAAUAAUGCUGGAAAAGAUCGGUCGCGUGUAGGCAACGAAGCUCGUCCUUUCCGAGCAAACUCCCCAUGUACUGCUAAUGCUUCCAUGAAUUAUAAAGGAAAUUAUCAAAGCUCACUUAAUACAGCUGUAGAGCCUUUUCAUUGCAGUUCAAGAAAUAGUACAGGAAAAGAUCUUUCUUGUGUGAGCAACGAAAGACGCGCUACCCGUUCCAAUUCUCCAUGUAAUACUAAUGCUUCUGUGAAUUCUAGUGCUUCAGAACCUUGUAAAAGAAGUUUGAUAAAUCGCAGGGAAAAAGAUGGUUCAUGUAUGAAUGAAGGACGUCCUUUCCGAGCAAACUCUCCAUGUAAUGAUAAUAUUACACGUAAUACAGCUGUGCAAUCUUUUAAUUGCAAUUCAAGAAAUAGUACUGGAAGAGAUCGUUCGUGUGGAAGCAACGAAGGACGCCCUACCCGACCAAAUACUCCAUGUGAUGCCAAUGCUUCCAUGAAUUAUAAAGGAAACGGUCCUUGUGAAAGAAGUUUGAUAAAUAGGAUUGAAAAAGAUCGUUCAUGUGUAAGCAAUGAAGGGCGUCCUUUCCGAGCAAACUCUCCAUGUAAUGCUAAUAUUUCUAUGAAUUAUAAAGGCAAUUUUCAGGGUACACAAAAUAGAACUUCAAGCCCUUGUAAUAGAUGUUCGAGAAAUAAUACUGCAAAUGAUCGUUUAAAUAUAAGCAACAAAGUACGUCAUAAUAGAAGUAAUUCAAAAUGUAUUUGUAACUGUGCACAUAAACCGGUUUCAUCUUCUAAUUGCAGAAAUCCUCAGUUUGGUAUCGAAGAUCCUGAUUUUGUCCCACCAUUUAAUGUCAACAUAAAUAAAAAUGGCGGUGCCUUUAAUGCUGAUUGUUCUCAAUUUUCUAAUGGAAAGUCAGCUUUUUCUGUCAACAGAACAAAAAAUCCACAAUACCAACCUCCUGGUAAUUGUAGUAAUGCACUAAAUGAUAAUUCUACUUUUUAUGAAAGAAACGACUGUCCCUCUCCAAGCAAGAAUAUGGAAGGUGAUGGUAUGGAAAACGCAAUGUUUUCAAAUUGUAAUAAAAACUGUUUCAAUCUUUCUAAUAAGCCUCCUGCAGCAACAGUCAAAGCAAAAAAUGUUCAAAAUAAGCCUUCAAAUAUCUGUGACUGCUCAAAGAGUGUAGUUCUAAUGCCAUGCAAGGGAAUUUUAAAGAAUAAAACCACAAAUGAAGAAAAAUGUUCAGCAAAGAUAAUAUGUGAUAAUGUCCCUCGAAAUUCAACUAAUGUUACCCAUAACGAUAUCUGUUGUCAAGCUUUAAAACAACUUAGAAAUGUUCAAUACCUCCUUUUAAACUGUGCAGAUAAACAAAUUUGUGAACCUAAUGAUCAAAAUUCGAGAAAUAAAAAUGAAAGAGAUGAGAACUGUGUGAAGCAUAGAAGAUCGAUUUCUUGUUGCCCAAAUGCAGAAAAUAAUAAUCCACCUUCAGAUAAUUGUCCAGAGAAAAGAGGAACAAACAAAAGAUUGGACGAUGAUUCAGAUGAUGAAUACGAAGGAGGUGCAGUAAGUAAAUUAUCAACUUUUCUAAGUGAUAUAUACAGAAGGCGGCUGAACGAUAUCGAUAUUGUGUCAAAUGGUAAUCUGAAGCUAAAAGCUGUUACCUAUAAGGAAUGGGGUACGAUGUUAUUAAAAAUGAAUGAUAAUAUGCUGCGACAUGCAGAAGAUUUGGAAUCAGAUAUGGCUGAGCUUUUAGAGAAGGAAAGAAAACGUAUACAGUUAAAGAAUAAAGAAGAGAAAAAAAUGAGGAAUAAAUACACUCGGGACAUAAAUAAACUCAUUGACAUAUUUGCUCAUGCAUAUCAAACUAGGGAAUGGAACUUUGAUUGUGAUUUCGAAACGUUCAACAAAGAGAUUCUUUUGUAUCCUAAUAACUCUUGCUAAAACAAUAUGUAAUUUAAAACACUUUUCGGCACUAAGAUUUACUACUAAAAUGAAUUUUACAAUUAACAAUUAAAAUAGAAACCACUUAACA
This is a messenger RNA of Teleopsis dalmanni, 5014 nucleotides long. RefSeq lists its product as uncharacterized. The coding region runs from base 19 to 4923 and encodes 1634 amino acids. The transcript is spliced from 2 exons. NCBI's taxonomy places the organism in Eukaryota, Metazoa, Arthropoda, Insecta, Diptera, Diopsidae. The record is from RefSeq and is a predicted model, not a curated record.